Phymastichus coffea is the source of this 435-nucleotide messenger RNA. RefSeq names its product nucleolin. Bases 1 to 435 code for a protein of 144 amino acids. The record is from RefSeq and is a predicted model, not a curated record. Lineage: Eukaryota; Metazoa; Arthropoda; Insecta; Hymenoptera; Eulophidae. The transcript is spliced from 2 exons.
AUGUUGUUUCGUGCCCAGCCGCUCGUCGCCGACAAGCUCCUGCAGGCCCAGCAGCCGCGCGCCCGGUCCUCCCAGUUGCCGUCCCCGCAGCGCCAGCCGGCCGCCGGCUUCGCCCAGCCGCCGAGGCAGCCGCAGCCCCCGAGCCGGCUGCUCCUCGGCGCCGCCGCCGAGGCUGAGCCGCUGUCGCCCGCCGAGGCCGCCAAGGCGGUCGUGCUCGGCGAGUUCGACGAGUACCUCGGCGACGUCGACGAGCAGGCGGAGCAGGAGGACGAGGAGGGGGAGGAGGACGUCGACGACGACGAAGACGACGACGAGGAGGUGGACGAGGACGAAGAGGACGAAGAGGCCGGCGCGCCCGCGCGCCCCCGACGACCAGGGCCAGGGGGCCCACCGGCUCUCGCCCCGCCUCCACGACAUCGAAGAGGAGGACGAUGA